UUUCACGGGUCCGACCAGAUCCUGACGCCCAAUAUCGACAGUUUGGCGUACAGCGGCGUCAUCUUACAGCAGUACUACACUGAGACAGUUUGCACACCCGCCCGGACUGCGUUACUGACAGGCAAAUAUCCUAUGAGACUAGGUAUGUAUGAGACCAAAACAUUUGUUCAGAAAUCAGACCACAACAGGCACUUUUCACAUCAAAGUUUAAAAUUUAUCAGUAUAUCUCUAGAAGCUUCAUACUACGGACAUUUCGGAACGACACUGCUGAGAAGAAAUGUCGAACGAAAGAAACUUAUAGUUUCUGUAGAGCAGUAUUCUGUCCGUCCCAUUAUUUUUUUAAAGAAACAGUUUGUGCCAGCUGAUAAAAAUCAAUCAAUGAUAGGAAACUGAAGAUUUUUCUCAUAGGCGAUUACUUUAUUGCCUCAUUAAAAUGUAAUCUAAAAACUAAACGUGGGCUUCGAGUUUUGCAACUCUUGGCUCUGCUUAGGUUAAGUGAUAAAGCCUUGACAUUGUAUUUAUCUAUAUGAUGAAAGGUAAAGUUAUUGUCAAUUUAAUUUAUUUAGCUAAAUAUUUUUACUUCCCCGGCAACCACAAACAACGUGGGAACUAAAGCGAUGCGGCGGCGGCGUAUAGGUACUAUUUCACGUGUACUAACUUAACAGAAUCUGAUUUACAGGCCUACCUAGGACAAGGCGCGUUCCAAUGUACAUUGACGAUAUAUCGGUAAUGGGCAAGACCGGAAUGCAUGGAACACCGCUGUUCAAUUCGGAAAACCGAGGAAUUCCUUUAUCGGAACGGCUCCUACCCUCAUAUUUGAAGGAGCUGGGUUACACCACGCAUCUGGUGGGGAAAUGGCAUGUAGGGAUGUCUCGGCGGGAGUUCUUGCCGACGUCUAGGGGAUAUGAUAGCCACUAUGGAAUGAGAGGAGGCUUCGUCGAUUAUUACAAUUACAACAAAAUUGAGACGUGGUCGGAUGGCACUCUUAUGUUUGGUCUGGAUCUCUUUGACGACGACGUGCCGCAAGAAGAGGAGCAACGGUACAUCCUUGACGCGCUGACCGACAGGGCUGUCAAAAUUAUCUACGGCCACAAUGCAUCAUCGCCUCUGUUCCUCCAUGUGACGUACAAUGCCCCACACUCGGGCAACGAGGGCGGGCGCUUGCAGCCGCCUCUGUAUUCCGUACCGAAGAACCGCCACAUUGCGCAUUCGGAUAGACGACUUUUUGCAGAUGUUGUAACUCAACUAGAUCGUAAUGUUGGGCAAAUAGUGAGAGCUCUAGCAGACGCAGAUAUGUUUGAUGACACAAUCAUCAUAUUUGCAUCAGAUAAUGGAGCCCCAACUGUAGGAUCAGAUAUGACUAAUUGGGGUGUAAACUUGCCUCUGAGAGGAAAGAAGAAUACUCCUUGGGAAGGAGCUGUGAGAGUGCCUGCUUUUAUGUGGCAUUCCUCGUUUAGGCCUAGAGUUUGGGAUGGUCUAAUGCAUAUAUCUGAUUGGAUGCCGACUUUGAUAGCAGCUGCCGGGGGCCAAUUACCAGUAGGUAUUGAUGGAGUUAACCAAUGGGACGCUAUAAUACAAGACGGAGACUCAAAACGAACUGAAGUUUUAAUUGCUGUUGAAGAUAGCCCAAUAAAUACAUACGCAGCUUACAGAGCAGGAGACUAUAAAAUUAUUGUAGGAAAUGUGACUGGUCUGAGUAAUGGCUACUAUGGAGAACAAUUCUUGCGCAACAAAAAGGCCCCACCAGAAUACUACCCUUCUCUUAGAACGUGUGAUGUCGCUAAAACAUUUGAAAGGAUGGGAUUUUAUUUAAAUUUUGAUGGUGUACAGGCUAUGAGAGCAGCAACUACUUUGAGACAAGCGGAUAAUGUAAGAGAUACAACACCAUGCAUACCCACACCAACUCGUGGCUGCUUAUACAACGUACGCCGUGAUCCAUCAGAACGACACGAUCUUUGGACACGUGCUGGCAAAAUAGCUGGUCUUUUAACAAGUAGAUUACGAGGUCUCUGGGCCCAACAACUAAGGAGAGGUCCCACAGAUUUACAACAACAAGCUGAUCCAGCCAUUUUUAACUAUGUGUGGUCCCCAUGGGUUACAACUCUACGCGAUAUGCCUAACACUAGAUUUAAUUUAACGUUAAAUAAUACAGUAUCAAGCAACUUGAGAAAUAUAACGUUAGCAGCGUCUAUAAAUUGUGAAGGCACGACAGGAAUAAGGAACUUUUUAUGUAUAUUAAAGAGCGUGUUUUAGUUUUAAGUUGUUAUUAAUAUUAUUGGUGAUUUAGUAUUUAUUAGUUGAAAUAAACUGCCAUUAGAA
Molecule: messenger RNA, 2319 nt
Organism: Plodia interpunctella (Indianmeal moth)
Lineage: Eukaryota; Metazoa; Arthropoda; Insecta; Lepidoptera; Pyralidae
Product: arylsulfatase B-like
Exons: 6
Coding region: 706-2253 (515 amino acids)
Source: RefSeq, a predicted model, not a curated record